This is a messenger RNA of Pleurotus ostreatus (oyster mushroom), 3558 nucleotides long. RefSeq lists its product as uncharacterized. Lineage: Eukaryota; Fungi; Basidiomycota; Agaricomycetes; Agaricales; Pleurotaceae. The transcript has 11 exons. The record is from RefSeq and is a predicted model, not a curated record. Gene Ontology annotation, biological process: retrograde transport, endosome to Golgi; Golgi to vacuole transport. Gene Ontology annotation, cellular component: GARP complex. Gene Ontology annotation, molecular function: syntaxin binding. The coding region runs from base 1 to 3558 and encodes 1185 amino acids.
AUGUCGGAGUGCUCUUCGACUACACCAUCUAGAGCUGGUACGCCAGUUGCUGCGCUCCCAGAGACCAUCACUGCACGAGCGUAUCGAUUUGCAUGGGACCAGGCUUCGCGUAGGGGCCCCGAAAGCGUCUCGGGGACCACCGAAGGCAGGGGAGACUACAUAACAGCGAAGCCACGUCUGGACUUGUUUGGCGCAUCCUCUUCGACACUACCUCUUGGAUCAAUACCGGCGGAGUGGAGCAGCUCCAAACAUGGGUUCAACGCCAUAUCUACCGUCCUUAACAACCCUCACAAACGCCAAGCGCCUCCCAAAGCGCACUCUGCAUUGCCCGCCGUGCCCCCAGCCGAUCUCCCGCGCGUACGUCGGAAAGACUUUGAUGGUUACCUCCGCGUCGUUGGUCCCGAAUGGACACAGUUCGAGAAGAACAUGCAGCUCGGGCAAGAGGGUGCCGCCCAUCUUUCUGAUAGUCUCGGUGAAGGGUCCUCUUCCAUGCUGCGAACGCCGCCACGGAGUCUUCCACCCCUGGAUACCGUUCCAUCUGUAUUCUUCAAGCCUGACUUCAGUUUGGGAGAUGCACAGGUAUUUCGCGAAGUUACUGAACAAGGGGAGGACGGCGGAGAAGGGCUUGACCCGUCGUCACUGUCAUAUUCCCUCCCUCUGCUAGAGAAGCUAUCGCAUUACGCGGAUACGGUCGAGCAGCAUCUGGUGCAGGAGAUAUCCAAGCGCUCUUCGUCCUUCUUUGCUGCACUGACGAACCUCAACGAGCUGCAAACGGAGUCCGAAGAAUGCCUUGAUCGGAUAUCGAAACUACGUGGGCUGCUGAAGGAUGUAGACGAGAAGGGAUCGAAGAAGGGUCUCCAGAUCGUACGGAAGGAAGCGCGGCUGAGGAAUAUGGGCAGGGUGAAGGACAAUGUGAAAUUCAUCAGUGGGGUAAUGGAGAUGUCGAGCGUCGCCAAAGGGCUGGUAACUGCGGGGCAAUGGAGCGAAGCCUUAGACAUCAUCGAGGAGAUAGAAUCCCUGUGGGAUGACAGCGCGCUCUCGACUAGCGAUCCUCCACCAUUGUCUGCGACAACUUCGCGACCUUCGAUGCUAGAACCUGUCUCUGAAGCGCCCGGCUCCUUGCAAGAACCUUCGCACAAAAGUAUUCGAAGCCGCCCGCAUCCUCCAUUAUCCACGCUUCAUGCAUUUGCGUCGCUUCCAGAGCACCUGCGCGUUCUGUCCCUCAAUAUCACCACUUCUUUAUCGUCAGAAGUCGUCGAAGCCCUUCGCUCAGACUUACUUGACCGAGUGAAUACACCUUCUGAGCAUCCUAGCGAAUCUCCGACAUGGACAACCCGAAAUGAAUCACUCGGUGAUCGAUUACGACCGCUUCUGAACAAUCUAAUGCGUACGAAAGGUGUCAAAAGCGCCAUGCUGGCCUGGAGGGACGUGGCUUUGAGUGAGGUUAAAAGUAUUGCCAUACGGCAUCUGUCUGGUUUCACUAUAGAUGAUCUAAUACCAAACUCUGACUCCGAUAACAAGAGCGAUUCUAGACCUGGACUUGGGAACCACCUUCGGAACCUAGAGCAGCCCGAGUUCCUCUCACUGAUAUUAUCCGUGUAUCACAGCUAUAUAACGUGUGUGGAAGGCCUGCAGGCACAGGGACGCAUCAUUAUGGAAGGGCUGAGUUGCGUCAGCUCGAUCACUUCCUCGACUUUGCAGAGCUUGGAGGAAGAGCUCGCGGAUAUACUGUCUUCGGCGACGGAGUUGAGCAAUUCAGUUGCUGCGAGUCUCAUAAGCCCACGGUCCGAACGCCACGCGUCCUUGGAGUUGCCAGAGUUCAUGCAGUUUUUCGACGAAUCCUGGAGCUUCGUGGUGAAAUGCGAGGUAAUUUGCCGUCGAAUGAUCGUUGGUCUGCGAGGCGUGGUCGUUAGCCAGGCCAAAGUUUUCCUGCAAAGCUUCCAUCAACAGAGAUUGUCACGCUCGGCGAAGCUUGUCGAAGACGAACAAUGGAACCCUGCUGAGAUCUCACCCGCUGUCCAGCACAUGACAAACAUCAUCAUUGAUUCCGCUGUGCACGACUCUGCAGAGCUGGUUUUCAAAUCCAAUGGUUCUUCUGCGGUGCCCGAUCCUUCGGCGAAUGGCGCUCACCCACCGCCUCCAGAACCCAGCUCCCCUAUCCCUCGUCCCACAAAGGCAAACGGUACAGCUUCGAAACAUCUCCAUAUCGAAGAGCGGACGUACUAUGCCGUCUCUGCCACGACAGCAUCUCUCGCGCUCCUUCUCGACUACAUUCGUCUUGUUGUCAAUUUGUCUAUACUGACAACCGAUGCAAUGAGUCGUGUGAUUGAAUUUAUGAAGGCAUUCAAUUCUCGGACAUGUCAAGUUGUGCUCGGAGCUGGCGCCAUGCGAUCAGCGGGCCUAAAGAAUAUCACAGCGAAGCAUCUGGCGCUCGCGUCACAGUCAUUAUCUAUAAUGAUCGUGCUAAUACCUUAUGUGCGGGAAACCUUCAGGCGGCAUCUGAGUUCAAAACAGGCCAUCAUGCUGGUGGAGUUUGACAAGUUGAAACGAGACUAUCAAGAACACCAAAAUGAGAUCCACGACAAGCUUAUUGCAAUCAUGGGAGAUCGCUUGAGCGCCGUGGACUGGAACGUUCCAAAGCCGGGGGACGGCGUGAACGACUAUAUCGAGAUACUCGUCAAAGAGACUGUCACGCUGCAUAAGGUAUUAACGCGCUAUCUGCCCACUCCCACCGUUGAGUAUGUCAUGAGCCAAGUGCUGGCAGCCAUCAACCACCGCUUGUCAGAAGAGUAUGGGGGGAUCGAGCUACCCCACCAAGAGGCUAAGAAUAGGCUGCUCGCGGAUGCAAGAUAUUUGCAGCAAAAGCUGUCGGCGCUCAAAAAUAUUAGCACGAUGAGUAGUAUGCUCGAGACUGUGGUUUCAGAGAAGGGUGUGCCACGCCCUGCUCUUCCCUCGCCCACGCCAUCAGCCAUCUCUUCCAGCGGGGGGCAGAGUGCGAGUCGCCUCAAAGGAUUUUUAUCGGGGAAGUCAGUACCGCCAACGCCAGCACUCGAUAAGGAUCUUCCGACACCCGUGCCUACCCCUACGCCCCCUAUAGUGUCAGCCACACCAACGUCCGUCCCCUUGCCCACUUCCCCAUCUCCCCCGGUUAUGAAAAGGGCUAGCACCUUAAACGGCAGGCUAGAGCAGUUGAUGGGGGGUCUAGUUAAUCACAACCACAACCUUUUGACAGAGAAGGCCCUGCCUUCCCCUCGGGAAGAACUCCUACCUUCAAAUGGGUUCAAGCAGGUGGAGUCACCUAGGCUAGGUGAAGCGCUCGAUCGGGAUCAGGACGAGAAUGACGGAGUAUCCCGUUCUAUGUCCACGACACCUUCUGGUGAACCACGACAGUCGGAGGCCACUGGGGAGGUUACUUCUUCGCCGGAGUCAUUGGUGCCUCAAAUAGAGGGCAUCACUACCGUUGGGGUAGAUGGUGUUAUUUCCAAUUCCCCCACGCAAGAGGACCAUGACGGUUUGCUUUCGUCACCGUCACCGUCGCCGGCCGCUGGCAAUUCCUAA